Tupaia belangeri chinensis (Chinese tree shrew) is the source of this 1238-nucleotide messenger RNA. It is a transcript of the gene METTL27, whose product is annotated as methyltransferase like 27. The record is from RefSeq and is a predicted model, not a curated record. Gene Ontology annotation, molecular function: S-adenosylmethionine-dependent methyltransferase activity. Bases 349 to 1089 code for a protein of 246 amino acids. Lineage: Eukaryota; Metazoa; Chordata; Mammalia; Scandentia; Tupaiidae. The transcript has 6 exons.
CGGGGAGACCGAGGCGGGACCGGACAACCUCCAAAAACCGAACGCCAAGAAAUAAUCUCCAAAGAAGCUGCGACCUUCUCAGGCGGAAGGAGGGCCGAGAGCCUUCAACUCAUUGGCUGGGAGUAGGGGGCGAAUUGCUAGCACUUUUCUUUGAUUGGGUACUUUCUCUCAGAGAAAAGCUAAUCAUCUAGGGCAGUGGGGGCGUGGUCAGGCUGUUUGCACAGGCCCCGCCCCGGGUUCCGGUGCCCACCCACCCCAGCGAGUUAGAUUGGCUGGGAGAGGGAGACAGAGCGGGAGCAGGAGACCCAGGAGGGCCUCAGGACAGGGAGGCUGUGUCCCCACAGGAGGAUGACUCAGGAGAAGGGCGGGAGCCUGUCCGAGGUGCAGAUGCGGGUCGGGGCCUCGCAUGGCAUCACCGACCUGGCCCAGAAGCUGCAUUUCUAUGACCGUUGGGCUCCAGACUACGAUCAGGAUGUGGCUGCCCUGAAGUACCGUGCCCCCCGCCUCGCAGUGGACUGUCUCACCCAGGCCCUUCCAGGCCUUCCCCGUGCUGCCCUAAUCCUGGACGUGGCCUGCGGUACUGGUCUGGUGGCUGCUGAGCUGCAGGCUCGGGGCUUCCUCCAGCUGUACGGGGUGGAUGGGAGCCCAGCGAUGCUGGAGCAGGCCCGGGCCCGUGGCAUCUACCAGAACCUCAGCCUCUGCACCUUGGGCCAGCAGCCUCUGCCCAGCCCAGAAGGGACCUUCGACGCAGUGCUGAUGGUGGGUGCCCUGAGUGACGGCCAGGUGCCCUGCAGUGCAAUACCUGAGCUCCUUCGAGUCACCAAGCCAGGGGGGCUGGUGUGUCUGACCACCAGGACCAACUCAUCCAACCUUCGAUUCAAGGAGGACCUGGAGGCCACCCUGGACAGGCUGGAGCAGGCUGGGGUGUGGGAACGCCUGGUGGCCUGGCCUGUGGAUCGCUGGGAGCUGGCCACGUCCGAGCUCGAGGUGACAGGCACCUCUGCUAAGGAGGGCUUCAUCUCCGGGAUUGUCUACCUGUACCGAAAGCAGGAGGCAGCUCGGGUGGAUGGACUGAGGUCUUGUGCCUAGCCCCCAGCGGGCCUCUGACCAUCCGUGUGGCCUUAGGUUGGCCUGUCCUCUGGGCCUCCUCUAUCUCGUCUGUAAAAUGGGACAGACUACUGCACCAGCCCUGUCCUCAGGAACGCUCUAUUAAACAAGCUCCCAGAGGGAGAACUCGA